UCCAAUCAACGGAGCUUUAUCAUUUUCAAAAUCAAAUCAGCAAAUCUCUCACAAAUCGACGGCGAGACUAUGAGCGCCACCAAUUCAGAUUCGGUAUCAACAACCGUAAUGGAGACGGUGAACGGAUCGCACCAAUUCACGAUCAAAGGCUACUCUCUCGCCAAAGGCAUGAGCCCGGGGAGGUACAUACAGAGCGACGUCUUCUCCGUGAACGGAUACGACUGGGUGAUCUACUUCUACCCCGACGGGAAGAACCCGGAGGAGAACUCAACGUACGUCUCUCUAUUCAUCGCCUUGGCGAGCGAUUCUAGCGACAUUAGGGCUUUGUUCGAGCUGACGCUGAUGGAUCAGAGCGGUAGAGGGAGGCAUAAGGUUCAUAGUCAUUUUGAUCGGGCGCUUGAAGGAGGUCCUUAUACGCUUAAGUAUAAAGGGAGCAUGUGGGGUUACAAACGCUUUUUAAGAAGAACAGCUUUAGAAGCAUCUGACUACCUGAAGGAUGACUGUCUUAUCAUCAACUGUACCGUUGGCGUCGUUAGAGCUCGCCUUGAGGGUCCUAAACAGUUUGGCAUUGUGCCACCACCUUCAAACAUGGGUCAGGGAUUGAAAGACUUGUUAGACUCUGAACUUGGCUGCGACAUUGCCUUUCGAGUCGGAGAGGAGACUUACAAAGCUCACAAACUGAUCCUCGCAGCACGCUCGCCGGUUUUUCGAGCUCAGUUCUAUGGACCGGUUGGGAAUAACAGUGUGGAUAGAGUAGUCAUAGAGGACAUCGAGCCUUCAAUAUUUAAGGCUAUGCUUAGCUUCAUCUACACGGAUGUACUUCCUGAUGUGCAUGAGAUUACAGGGUCAACUUCUACCGCUUCAUUCACAAAUAUGAUACAACAUCUCUUGGCAGCUGCUGACCUCUAUGACCUUGGAAGGUUAAAGAUACUGUGUGAAGCUUUUCUAUGUGAAGAACUAAACGUUGAUAAUGUGGCAACAACACUUGCACUAGCUGACCAACACCAGUUCUUGCAGCUCAAAGCCUUCUGCUUAAAAUUUGUUGCAUCUCCAGCAAAUUUGCGAGGAGACUCGAUGUUUGAUUAGACGGCCUGAAGUUUAUCAUCCUAAAUUAGCCGUAAUGAAGUCAGAAGGUUUCAAGCACUUGAACCAGAGCUGUCCCUCUGUGUUGCCUGAGUUGCUAAACACAGUUGCAGCUGCGGAUAAGAGCUCGACGUCGAGUGGACAAUCAAGCAAGAAAAGAAGUGUGAGCAGUGUGUUGGGCUGUGAUACAAGCACAACAAAUGCGAGACAGGUGAGGAGGACGUAGGAUCGACCCAAGUGCAAGUAAUGCUUUACUCUGAUGCUACUUUGCUAGACUUUUUACUUAUUGUAAUGAAAUAAUUGUUUGUAGUAUGUCUACAGUUAGUGUAAAGCUUUAGGCAAUGGAACAUCUGUUUGGCUUUGCGUGUUUGUAAAAGCUUUGGAUAAUACUAGGUAAAAAGCUUUGGAGUUAAUAGUCUUUUUUGUUGUAUCUCAUCGUUAAAGUCGCCAUUGAGUCUUUGUUUCGUCUGAAAAUCUGCCGUGAGAUGCAAGUUUGACGGUUUUCUCUUUU
Brassica oleracea var. oleracea is the source of this 1594-nucleotide messenger RNA. Its product is annotated as BTB/POZ and MATH domain-containing protein 3. Bases 70 to 1086 code for a protein of 338 amino acids. The transcript has 5 exons. Gene Ontology annotation, biological process: protein ubiquitination. The record is from RefSeq and is a predicted model, not a curated record. NCBI's taxonomy places the organism in Eukaryota, Viridiplantae, Streptophyta, Magnoliopsida, Brassicales, Brassicaceae. Gene Ontology annotation, molecular function: protein binding.